AAGAGCAUGUGGCGGUUGGAUUAGUCACUUAAAAAUUUGGCUCCUCCUUUCUUUUUACCUGUCUUUAGAUAUUGUGUUGUUGGAAAGCACUACAUACGACUAUGGGCUCGAUCUCAGACGCAGAUGUUUCGUGGGCUGAUAGGCCUAACGUGUAUGGCUGGCAGACUACGAACGAGAACGGAUAUACGCUCCAGGAGCGUCCCUCUGGCACGAAACGGCACGUGAAGAUUAUCUGCGUCGGUGCAGGUGCUUCGGGGAUCAACUUUUCGAAGUUCGCGCAAGAUGAUCUGCAAAAUGUGGAGACUGUGAUUUACGAGAAGAAUGAUGAGGUUUCGGGGACUUGGAUCGAGAACGUGUAUCCGGGCUGCGCUUGCGAUAUUCCCUCCGUCACGUACCAGUACACAUGGGAGCCGAAGAUCUGGUCGAAGUACUACUCGGAAGCGCCUGAGAUCCUGGAGUAUUUCAAGUUCGUGGUUGAAAAGUACAACUUGCGGAAAUACAUCAAGCUUCGACAUGAGAUCCAGCAUGCAGAGUGGCACGAGGAUCGCGCGAAGUGGGUGGUAAAGGUGAAGAAUUUGGAGGAUGGAACGACGAUUGAGGACGAGAGUGACAUUCUCCUGAACUGCUCUGGCAUAUUCAAUUACUGGGAAUGGCCGAAGAUCAAGGGAAUCAAAGACUUCAAGGGCGCGCUAGCACACUCCGCACAUUAUCCUGUUGGAUUGGAGCUCGAGGGGAAGCGCGUUGCGGUCAUCGGGACUGGCGCCAGCGGGAUUCAGCUGGUCGCAAAUAUUCAGAAGAAGGCGUCGAAGUUGUAUACGUGGGUCCGGUCACCUACAUGGAUUACGCCAGGUUUUGCGUCAAGCUAUGCCGGUCCGAAGGGGCAGAAUGUUGAGUAUACACCUGAGCAGAAGAAAAGAUUUGCCGAAGAUCCAGUGUACUAUCUCAAGUAUCGGAAAGCGAUCGAACAAGAACUGACGAACUGGAACGCCCUUCACAAGAACCACCCGAUUACCAACUUGUCUGGAGAAUUGGCUUUGAAACAGAUGAGGGAGAAAUUACAUGAUCGACCAGAUUUACUGAAAGCCAUAACUCCUAUCACCUUCCCCGUUGGUUGCAAACGGCCCACCCCAGGGAACGGCUACCUAGAAGCCCUCGUCUCCCCCAACGUCACCGCCUUCUGCGGCGCCUCCCUCUCCGAGCUCACAUCCAAAGGCUUCAUCGACCCAGAUGGCAACGAAGUCGAAGUCGACGUCAUCAUUCUAGCCACCGGCUUCAACACAUCCUGGGUCUCGCGCUUCCCCAUCAUCGCAAACGGUCACAACCUCCAAGACAUCUACACGAAACGGCCACUCUCCUACCUCGGCGUGGCGGCACCGUACAUGCCGAACUACUUCACGCUAUAUGGGCCGUACGGGCCAGUUGGCCAGUCGAGUCUGCUCCCGACCAUGGAGUUCUUGUCGCGGUACAUCAUCCAGGUGAUUAAUAAGAUGCAGCUGGAGGAUAUCAAGACAAUCACGCCGAAGCAGAACGUGAUUGAGCAGUAUGGAGAGCACGCAGAUCUAACGAUGAAGCGACUGGUGUGGGAUACGCCUUGCAGGAGUUGGAUGAAGGGUGGGACGAUAGACGGGAAGCCGAUGACGUUUGCGGGGAGCAGGACGCAGUACUUCGAGCUUGUGUCGACGCCGCGAUACGAAGACUACGAGAUCACGUAUCAUGGGAAGAACAUGUGGGCGUGGUUGGGUAACGGCUUCUCGCUGCGAGAUGUGGAUGGACGGGACAAUACGUGGUAUUGGGGCCAGGUAGACGGGCUUGACGAGGAGACGGACUAUGCAGAGGAUCUGAAGGAUAUGAGGUUUGUGAAGGCGCCGACCGAGGCUCCUACAUUGCCGGGACCUUAGUCUGCGUAUAGUUAUUAGGCACUACUUGGGCAAUUUCAGUACGGUUUCGAAAAUCUAGAUUACAGGUGAACCGAUCUUUUUGCUGCAAGAACUGCUGUACAGGUUUUGACAUCGACCCUAGAACUUUGACACCCUGUAGACGUACCAUAGUCAAUGGUAAAAGAGUGUGUACAAACUUUUGGCCCGUC
This is a messenger RNA of Mytilinidion resinicola, 2086 nucleotides long. RefSeq names its product FAD/NAD-P-binding domain-containing protein. Lineage: Eukaryota; Fungi; Ascomycota; Dothideomycetes; Mytilinidiales; Mytilinidiaceae. The record is from RefSeq and is a predicted model, not a curated record. Gene Ontology annotation, molecular function: N,N-dimethylaniline monooxygenase activity; flavin adenine dinucleotide binding; NADP binding. The transcript is spliced from 7 exons. The coding region runs from base 102 to 1898 and encodes 598 amino acids.